Molecule: messenger RNA, 1418 nt
Organism: Tripterygium wilfordii
Lineage: Eukaryota; Viridiplantae; Streptophyta; Magnoliopsida; Celastrales; Celastraceae
Product: DNA replication complex GINS protein PSF1-like
Exons: 7
Coding region: 268-939 (223 amino acids)
Biological process (GO): DNA replication; DNA strand elongation involved in mitotic DNA replication
Cellular component (GO): GINS complex
Source: RefSeq, a predicted model, not a curated record
GAUCAGAGGGUACGGCACUUUCUCUUUCUCUCACUAUCUUUUCACUUCUCUCCCACCAAACACAAAAACUAAACCCGGUAUUCACGAUCUACGCCAUCAGAAACCAGUUACUAUUUCCUAAAUUUAUCAAGUUUUGCGCUUCUCGUCGUUGCACACAUCGUAUAUGUGUAAUUGUAUGGACGACAGAACUUGGUAUAUAAACAGGCCUACAACACGUGUAUGAUUUAGCAAUUGCAGAAUUGAGGACUAAAGGGUGGGUGGAAAGAAAUGCACGGCAGACAGGCAAGCCAGCUGGUGAAGGAACUUGCAAGCAGUGAAAAGGGUCAACUCAAGCCUUUCAACAUGCAACAUAAUACUUGCAAUUUCAACGUAUUUGGCUCGCUUGGCAUGCUUCACGUGUUGCGUUUUCUUAGUGACCUGUUUGAUCAAGUAAUUGAACAAUGCGAGCAACAUCACCUUGAACUCCAGUCAUUGAUAAGAAAAAUCCAGGAUGAAGGAUUGGACGUGCAAACAACUAGAAAUGCAGACCAUUAUGGAGCACUAAUCCACCACCUGUCUUUAGUUCGCAAUAAACGCUGCCUACUGGCAUAUGUGUACAACCGAGCUGAAAUCAUUCGAAGUUUUAUAUGGAAGGUAGGGCCAGUGCUUCCUGAAGAAAUUCAAGAGAAGCUCAGUCACACAGAGGGAGAUCAUUUUAGGAGAUAUUCUGCAUCUUUAAAUUCAUAUGUUCAGGAAGUAGGAGUUGAUUUGACAUUGGACAUGGUGCCGCCCAAGGAUCCCUACAUAAAGGUGAGAGUCCUCGAUGAUAUGGGUGCAAUAGUACUCAGUGACAAGACGGCCAAUUUAGCACGCCACUCAAUGCACUUUCUCAGACGAACUGAUGCUGAGCAGUACAUCGCUCAGGUAUUUAUCCGGUUACCUUCUUUAGUCAUGUUUUAGACAUUGCAUUUGUUGAGUUCCUUUAACCACAGGGCUUGAUGGAGGAGCUCACAGGCUGACCUAGAGUUUGCAUAUCCGAAAGUUUUCAAAAGAUGGUUAGUUUAGAUUGACAAGCUGGAGUAUGAUAUGCUAGAAAAUCUUCAUCUAAACCAAGGAAGCUCACUUUGUUGCUCAUCUGGGUUUGAAAUUUCAAUUCCAGAUAUUUUUCAGUCGGGAUUUGAAAUGGAAUACCAUUGAUAGCUUAUUCUGUGUGUAAGAGAAAAGUGUAGAAAAAUCACUUCUUCAUGAUGUUUGGUCAUAAAAUGCCAUUGAUGCAAUGAGUCUAUAUCUAUUGGAACUUUGAUAACAUGUUCAUGGUAGUUUGUGCAGAAGUUUAUCAGAGGUCUGAUAUUUAACAAUAUAAUAUGGAGUAUUUGAAUGUAUAGAUAUACGCUUUUGAAUAGUAGUUGAUCUCAUUAGCACUUCCAUUGAAGUGGAAA